Acanthosepion pharaonis is the source of this 1215-nucleotide messenger RNA. The record is from the annotation of a GenBank genome assembly. NCBI's taxonomy places the organism in Eukaryota, Metazoa, Mollusca, Cephalopoda, Sepiida, Sepiidae.
AUGCUUACAACGACAGACAGCAUUUAUUAUUUAUUCUUACAAGAUAAUAACGAAUAUGUUUCUCUAGAAGGAUCUAUAUAUAUCUAUAACUCUCUCUCUCUUUCUUCUCUCUUUCUCUCGCUUUGUCGUUUUUUUCUAUCUAUCUAUCUAUCUAUCUAUCUAUCUAUCUAUCUAUCUAUCUAUCUAUCUGUAAGUCCUUUUAUAUAUAUCUAUGGCAAUUCGUUUGAAUCUAAUUUAGAACAAUCAAUAUCUAUCUAUCUAUCUAUCUAUCUAUCUAUCUAUCUAACUAACCUAUUCAACAAUCAAAUCUAUCUAUCUAUCUAUCUAUCUAUCUAUCUAUCUAUCUAUCUAUCUAUCUAUCUAACCUAUUCAACAAUCAAUAUCUAUCUAUCUAUCUAUCUAUCUAUCUAUAUAUCGUAUUCUGUUAUCGUUUAUCUAUCUAUCUAUCUAUCUAUCUAUCUAUCUAUCUAUCUAUCUAUCUUUUCUUUUCUUGAAUAUGUGCCUAAUUUGCAGCCAUCAGUCAUUUUGCUUAGAGACGCCAUUUUCUUUUCUUCCUUCCUUCAGAUUGCGUUUUCUUUCAUUCAUGUAUACAUGUCUCUUUUUCUCUUUCCUCUUUUCCUUCUCUUUUUCUUUCUUUCUUCCUUCCUUUCUUUCUCAUCUUUUAUUCCAGUCUAUUUCUUUCUUCCUUUUUAUACAUUUCACUUUUCUCUUUGCCCUAUUCUACUCCUUCCUUUCUUUCUUUACUCCUUCAUUUCUUUCUUUACUCCUUCCUUUCUUUUUUUACUCCUUUCUUUCUUUCUUUCUUUCUUUCUUUCUUUCUUUCUUUCUAUUUUUCUUUCCGAUUUGAUAUAUGUUUUUGUAUAUUUAACUAUUAACCACAAUUUAUUCACAUCUAUCUAUCUAUCUAUCUAUCUAUCUAUCUAUCUAUCUAUCUAUCUAUCUCAGUCUGUUCAUAUCUAUACCAGUCUGUUUAUAUCUAUCUAUCUAUCUAUCUAUCUAUCUAUCUAUCUAUCUAUCUUUGUUCGUAUCUAUCUCAUUCUGUUCAUAUCUAUCUAUACAUCUGAAACAAUAUGGCUUCCAGGCGGAAUAUACCGGACAAUCUCCUUUUUCAAAGUCUCAGCUCGUGGGUCCGGCACUUCAAUUAAGAAAUACUUUCUCGAACUCCGCUCGAUACCACCGAAUAUCCAAUGUCCAGGACUCCAUUGGCCACGGUGA